Cyclocybe aegerita is the source of this 927-nucleotide messenger RNA. NCBI's taxonomy places the organism in Eukaryota, Fungi, Basidiomycota, Agaricomycetes, Agaricales, Hemipholiotaceae. The record is from the annotation of a GenBank genome assembly.
AUGCUCUUCUCGCCCCAGCUUCUGUCCGUCCUCUUACUGUCUCUUGCAUCAUACACGAACGGGCUUUAUCUGCUCCGGAAAAGAGCAACGAUCUGCAAUGGUCGUGCAGAGCUUUGCAAUAGACCGUAUGGAAACACGACUUUCAUGACUGCCCACAAUUCCUUCGCCCAUAGCCCCCUGGUGCUUGCUCUUGCCAGGAACCAAGCUGUUGACAUCCCGACUCAGUUGAGUCUUGGUGCUCGGACUUUGCAAGGACAAGCACAUAUCGAGAACGGGCAACUUCAGUUCUGCCAUACAUCAUGCGCUCUCUUCGAUGGGGGCUUGGUCGUGGAUUACCUCAGGAAAGUCAAGACCUUUCUAGAUGCCAACCCUUACGAGGUCUUCACCUUCAUCUUCACGAAUCCCGACAGUGCAUCUGUUCAGAACGUUUGGAAGCCUGCCUUCGACGCUGCUGGUAUCACCCCUCUUGCCUACGUCCCUCCCUCUCGCCGCAUGAGGAGAUCCGACUGGCCCACCUUGGGCCAACUCAUCGACGCCAACAAGCGGGUUAUCGUCUUCCUCGAUGGCGGUGCUGCCAUUUCGGGCCAGACGGUCGAUUUUAUCCUUCCUCAGUUCGAAAUGAUCUGGGAGGACCCCUUCUCGCCGACCAAUUCUAACUUCCCUUGUUCCAUCGACCGUACCAGUGGUCCUCUUUCCAACGACGAUCAUAUGCACCUAAUUAACCACAAUUUGAACGCGGUCAUUUUCGGCUCGGUGCUGAUCGCUGACUUUGCCAAUGCCCAAAGGACGAACAGUUUGGAUUCCAUUCUGGCUCAUGCAAACGGCUGUGCACCUCUUUCCCAAGGACGUGCCCCCAACUUCGUUUUGUUGGACUUCAUUGAUGUUGGUGCAACUAAGCAAGCAGUGGAUCGGUUGAACGGGUUCUGA